AUGGCCCUUAACAAUCGACCUCAAGGGAUGUUACCUGCGGACACACAUGUUAACCUGAAAGAGCAGGGCCCGAAGCAGCUGAUGGUUGUGAGUUUGAGAAAUGUACCAAUUGAGGUAGAUGAGUCAACUGAGCUAAUAGAAGUAAGAGUGCAGCCAACCCAUGAGGAACUAAACAAAGAAAAAGAGGUUGCAAAGGAUACUGAGAAGGUGAAAGAGAAGGCAUUAGAAAAAGUGCCUGAGCACGAUCUAACUCAAGCCACAAGAAAGAAGCGACCUCCAGCACCCUUCCCGCAGGGGUUGGCCAAAUACCAGAAGGAUGAGCAGUAUAAGAAAUUCAUGGAGAUGUUGAAGCAGAUUCAAACUCAGACCUGCAGUGUUGUCGUGACAAGACCUAUAGCUGAGAAGCUAUCGACCCAGGGAGUUUCACAAUUCCGCAUUGGAAGGGCAAGACCCACAUCCAUGUUACUACAGCUAGCCGACCGAACGGUGAAGAGGCCAUCAGGUAUACUUGAUGAUGUACUUGUGCAGUUUGGAAAGUUUGUGUUUCCGAAAGAUUUUGUCAUUCUAGACUUCCAGGUUGAUGAAGAGAUUCCCAUAAUUUUGGGAAGGCCAUUCUUGGCCAUAGGGAGAGCUUUGAUUGAUUAUGAAACUGGGAGCUAA
Messenger RNA from Nicotiana attenuata, 660 nucleotides. RefSeq lists its product as uncharacterized. The record is from RefSeq and is a predicted model, not a curated record. The transcript is spliced from 4 exons. Bases 1 to 660 code for a protein of 219 amino acids. NCBI's taxonomy places the organism in Eukaryota, Viridiplantae, Streptophyta, Magnoliopsida, Solanales, Solanaceae.